AAAACUCAACCUGAAAAUCUGCGAAACAGUUUACACCAGAAAUUUUUUUAAAAUGUUUGAAAUGGAUAAAUUGAUAAGUCCCUCCUCUCCGAUAUACUUGAUCUUGCAAAAGUUGAAAAAGCAGAAUGUUUUAUCAAUCAUUGUUGUUAUUGUUCAGACAAUCAUCAUUCUACAGCUGCUGGGAAUGUGCAUUGCUCUUUUCUCCGAGGAAAAACAAGAAGUGGGAUUUCUACUAAUUGAACUUCCAAGCAAGGAAAUGACUACAUUUGACCGUCUACCCCUGGAAAGAGUAGAAGGAGAUGGUGCUGAUUGUCUUUGCCUUGUUAUUUCUUGUGAUAUUUCUGUUUCUCAUGAAUGCUGUUGUGAUAUUACGAAACAUUCCGAGCAUGUAUUUCCUUAACAAGGAGAACAACUUUUAAUUCAAUGACAAAAACUUUUUAUUCAAUCAUUUUGGAUUUCAAAUUUUUUUAAAUAAACAAUUUAGCCUAA
Messenger RNA from Eurytemora carolleeae, 489 nucleotides. RefSeq lists its product as uncharacterized. The record is from RefSeq and is a predicted model, not a curated record. NCBI's taxonomy places the organism in Eukaryota, Metazoa, Arthropoda, Copepoda, Calanoida, Temoridae. Bases 53 to 400 code for a protein of 115 amino acids. The transcript has 3 exons.